AUGGCGUGCCAGCAGCCCACGACAGCGGCUACGGCAGCUCCUCCGCCCAUCAAGAUUACUGGUGCACCUCCUGCCCGCCCCCUCUCCUGGGCCAAUAUCGCCCUGAUAGGCGGCGUAGCGUCAUGCUCUGCUGAAGCCCUCACCUACCCCCUCGAUUGGGCCAAGACGAGGCAGCAGCUGCACUACAACACUGGGGGCAAAUGGCUGGGGCUGGGCGAGGCGGUGCGGCAGGGAGUGAGACAAGGCGGGCUGCGCGUGGUGUUCUCGGGCAUGGAGGCGGCGCUGCUGCGCCAGGCCAUCUACGGCACACUCAAGAUCACCCUCUACGAGACCUUCAAAGCGCGCUUCGGUCCCGGCCACACCACCAAAGGCUCCAAGCCAUCGAUGGCCGUAUCGGUCCUCUCUGGCGCGGCGGCGGGAGGGCUCUCGGCGGCGGUGGCCAGCCCGACCGACCUCAUCAAGGUGCGAAUGCAGGGCGAGGGCAUGAUGCAGGAGCGACGGGCCUAUCCGUCGCUGCCCUCGGCCGUGACCACCAUCAUUCGCAAGGAGGGCCUGACGGGCCUCUACAAGGGCUGGAUACCAACUGCGCAACGGGCGGUCAUGAUUGGUAUUCUCACACUUCCCACGUACGACUUGGCCAAGCGAGUGCUGAUAACGCACUGCGCGCGAGAGGACGGAGUGGGGACCCACUUCCUCGCGAGCUUCUUCAGCGGAAGAUCGCAACCGAUCGACGUCAUCAAGUCGCGGAUCAUGCACCAGCCACUCCAGCGCGUGGGCGACCGCAUGACCGGCACCCUCUACGCCAAUUCGUUCGAUUGUCUGCUCAAGACCACCAGGCAGGAGGGCGUGUUGGCCCUGUGGAAGGGGACCCUGCCAACGUUCAUGCGGAGCGGCCCGUGGUUGGUCGUCUUCUGGUGCUGCUACGAGCAACUCAAAGGCAUUGCUCUCGCCUCUCGAGCGUGA
Molecule: messenger RNA, 963 nt
Organism: Acanthamoeba castellanii str. Neff
Lineage: Eukaryota; Discosea; Longamoebia; Acanthamoebidae
Product: carrier superfamily protein
Exons: 7
Coding region: 1-963 (320 amino acids)
Biological process (GO): mitochondrial transport
Cellular component (GO): mitochondrial membrane
Source: RefSeq, a predicted model, not a curated record